Messenger RNA from Helianthus annuus (common sunflower), 2135 nucleotides. RefSeq names its product glutamyl-tRNA reductase 1, chloroplastic. The record is from RefSeq and is a predicted model, not a curated record. Gene Ontology annotation, molecular function: glutamyl-tRNA reductase (NADP+) activity; NADP binding. NCBI's taxonomy places the organism in Eukaryota, Viridiplantae, Streptophyta, Magnoliopsida, Asterales, Asteraceae. The coding region runs from base 239 to 1834 and encodes 531 amino acids. The transcript is spliced from 3 exons. Gene Ontology annotation, biological process: tetrapyrrole biosynthetic process.
CCAGACAGACAGAAAGAGGAAGUAACCGGCCGGUGGGUGCGGAUAGUAGGCGUGUGGGGGCUGUACGACCACCCCGCACAUUUUAUUUCUGUCACAAAUUCGAUCUUCUAUUUCUUCAAAUUCAACGCAGCAUCAUCCAUCCAAUUCUAAUCAAUUUCUUCAAAUUAAACCCCAAUUUCACCAAACCCCUAAUUCAAUUCUUCAAUCCAUCCAUUGAAGAAUAUUAUCAUUAUCAACGAUGGUGGUUUCUUGUGGCUUAAGUAACUCCGGUAUUGCUCAUCAUAUAGCAUAUGCUCCUUCACAUCUUCCUGUUGGGGUUAGGAGAUUGAUUUCUGUAAAAGGAUCGGUUGUAAACCCUAGGUGUGAGGUUGCGUUGGAGCGAAACGACGACGUUCGAUCCCCGUUGACUGUGACGUCAUCUAGUGUUUCUGCUCUUGAAGCUCUUAAAACCUCUGCUGCUGACAGAUAUACAAAAGAACGGAGUAGUGUUAUGGUGAUCGGGAUUAGUUUUCAUACAGCGCCAGUCGAUAUCCGUGAGAAGCUUUCCAUUCCCGAGGCCCAAUUACCACAAGCCAUCAGUGAGUUAUGUGCAUUGAACCACAUAGAAGAGGCUGCUGUUCUUAGUACCUGCAACAGGAUGGAGAUAUACGUUGUGGCGCUCUCCCAACAUCGUGGAGUUAAGGAAGUGACCGAAUGGAUGUCAAAGGUUAGCGGUGUUCCCGUUUCAGAGAUAUCUCAGCAUCAAUUCUUGCUUCAUAACAAAGACGCUACAAAACACUUGUUCGAAGUAUCCGCAGGGCUCGAUUCUCUUGUUCUCGGAGAAGGUCAAAUUCUUUCUCAAGUCAAGCACGUAGUCAAAGUCGCACAAGGAGUGCCCGGUUUCGAUAGGAAGAUCAGCGGGCUAUUCAAGCAUGCAAUCACCGUAGGAAAGCGAGUCAGAACCGAGACAAAAAUCUCUUCCGGGUCAGUAUCCGUUAGUUCUGCUGCUGUAGAACUCGCACAAAUGAAGCUUCCGGAAUCUUCUUAUGACUCCGUGAGAGUGUUGGUGGUUGGUGCGGGUAAAAUGGGUAAACUCGUGAUCAAACAUUUGGUUGCCAAAGGGUGCACGAAAAUGGUGGUUGUUAAUAGAACAGAAGAUAAAGUUAAUGCAAUCCGUGACGAGUGUAACGACGUUGAGAUCGUUUAUCAACCGUUUUCCGAAUUGUUGUCUUGUGCUUCAGAGUCUGAUGUUAUAUUCACCUGCACGGCUUCUGAAACACCGUUAUUUUUGAAAGAACAAGUCGAGACGUUUCCUACUUUGACUUCACAAAGUCAAAGGAUGUUCGUAGACAUAUCCGUUCCACGAAACGUGGAUUCGCAUGUCUCGGAUCUCGAAACAGCCCGUGUGUAUAACGUGGACGAUUUGAAGGAAGUCGUGGAAGCAAAUAAAGAAGACCGUUUGCGCAAGGCGAAAGAAGCGCAACUAAUUAUAUCAGAAGAAGUACACGAGUUUGAAGCGUGGAAAGACUCAUUAGAGACAGUUCCGACUUUAAAGAAACUGAGGGCGUAUGCUGAACGGAUUCGGGCCAGUGAAUUUGAGAAAUGCGUAGAGAAAAUGGGUGAUUUAACGAAGAAACAAAAGGUGGCAAUUCAUGGUUUAAGUAAAGGGAUAGUGAAUAAGCUUCUUGAGGGUCCAAUGCAACAUUUACGAUCCGAUGAAAACGAAGGGCGAACAUUGGACGAGAUACUCGAGAAUAUGCACACGUUGAACAGGAUCUUUGGACUUGAUACUGAGAUAUCCAUUUUAGAAGAAAAGAUUCGGUCCAAGAUGGAGAAGGCGAAAAAUUUACCCUGAUUUUUUAAGAAUCGUAGUAGAUUCAUUCGUUUUUGGAGCAACUAUGCGUGAGGUAACAUAUCGAAUUUUAUACUGAUUUAUACAAUAAUAAAAUGAGAUGACUUGCCCAAUUUUGGGUCUUCAAGGAUUUGUAGCUUGAGUGGUUUCGUUUUGUUGUUUUCAUUAAUAAUUCAAAUUUGUAAAAACCAUUACCUUUUUUUUGCAAAUUUUGCAUUUACCAUGGUAGUUUAAUUUGAGAAGUAUAUUCAAAUCAUGUUGUAAUGUAAUUUAAGGAAUAAAUAAAUUAAGUUGAGUGUUGUCA